Elephantulus edwardii (Cape elephant shrew) is the source of this 1227-nucleotide messenger RNA. RefSeq names its product renin (gene REN). Bases 1 to 1227 code for a protein of 408 amino acids. Gene Ontology annotation, molecular function: aspartic-type endopeptidase activity. Gene Ontology annotation, biological process: angiotensin maturation. Lineage: Eukaryota; Metazoa; Chordata; Mammalia; Macroscelidea; Macroscelididae. The record is from RefSeq and is a predicted model, not a curated record. The transcript is spliced from 10 exons.
AUGGACGUGCAGAGAAGGAUGGCUCACUGGGGACUCCUGCUGAUGCUCUGGGGCUACUGCACCUUUGGCCUCCCAGCAGAUCCCCGCACCUUCAGAAGGAUCUUACUUAAGAAAGUGCCCUCAGUCCGGGAAAGCCUGAAGGAUCGAGGCGUGGAUGUGGCCAAGCUUAGCGAAGAGUGGAGCCAGUUCACCACGCGGGUCUCUCUGAGGAACGGCACGUCCCCCAUGAUCCUCACCAACUACCUGGACACACAGUACUAUGGCGAGGUCGGCAUUGGCACCCCACCCCAGACCUUCAAAGUCAUCUUUGACACGGGGUCGGCCAACCUCUGGGUGCCUUCGAGCAAGUGCAGCCCUCUCUACACAGCGUGUGAGACCCACAACCGCUACGACUCCUCGGAAUCUUCCAGCUACGUGGAGAACGGCUCGGAAUUUGCCAUCAACUAUGGAUCGGGGAAAGUCCGAGGCUUCUUGAGUCAGGACGUGGUGACCAUGGGCGGAAUCAUGGUGACACAGAUGUUUGGAGAAGUCACGGAGCUACCCGUGAUACCCUUCAUGCUGGCCAAGUUCGAUGGGAUUCUGGGCAUGGGCUUCCCUGCCCAGGCAGUCAGUGGGGUCACCCCCGUCUUUGACAACAUUGUCUCUCAGGGGGUGCUGAAGGAGGAUGUCUUCUCUGUCUACUACAGCAGAAAUUCCAAGAAUUCCCGCUUCCUGGGAGGCGAGAUUGUGCUGGGAGGCAGCGACCCUCAGUAUUACCAAGGGAACUUCCACUACGUGAGCCUCAGCAAGAAUAACUCCUGGCAGAUCAGAAUGAAGGGGGUAUCUCUGAGUUCGACUAUUAUGUUCUGUAAGGAGGGCUGCAUGGCUGUGGUGGACACGGGCGCGUCCUUCAUCUCGGGACCCACCAGCUCCCUGAAGCUGCUCAUGCAGACUCUGGGGGCCAAGGAGCUGAUCAAGAAUGAAUACGUGGUGGACUGCAACCAGGUGCCCAUACUCCCCGACAUCAGCUUUCAUCUUGGAGGCAGAUACUACACGCUCACCAGUGCGGACUACGUACUGCAGGAUCCUGGCAAUAAUGAUGAGGACCUGUGCACACUGGCCCUCCAUGGCCUGGACGUCCCACCGCCAACUGGGCCCCUCUGGGUCCUGGGCGCCAGCUUCAUCCGCAAGUACUACACGGAGUUUGACCGGCGUAACAACCGCAUCGGCUUUGCCUUGGCCCUCUAA